GCUGUGCUCCUCCUCUCUUUGCUGUCAUUUGGAUUAUAUGCAGCGUCUUCUGCCAUACCUUAUGAUUGCUAAAGAACAAACCGAGACUGUGGACGCUUGUAGCUGUAUUUUUCCCGCUCAUAUUCCCUCUUCUACCUCACACUGCUCAUCCGAGAAUCAGCAUGCAGGAAGAUGUCACUGCAAUAUCCAACUAUCAUCAGGAUUCUGUGACUAUUCACAACAAAGUAUCCGAAAGUUUCAUUGAAGGCAAGGAGAACAAAAAGAACAAGAAGCAGCGGUAGCAGCACAAGGAAGACAAUGCAACUACAAGCUCUCUAACGAGCCUUGAGCUGCCACAGCCGGUCCUCGACGAACCUAUCAGAUCGCUCAUUCCAGCGGCCGUCAUCGAAGUUCUUGGAGUAGCUGUCGGCGUCGUAACCGAAAUUGAGCUGCUUGGACCCGUACAUGCUCCUGCCUUCCUUCAGCAACCGCUUGAGGAGAUCGCGCCAGCUGCGGCUCCGCUCGAGGCCGACGGCGCGGCGGAGGAGGUGGAACCGCGAGUGGCCGCGCUGCAGCGGGAACCACGACGGGGAGGCCAUGCAGCGAGCGAGGCGGGACGAUGGCUCUGGCGACUCCAUCGGGGUAGCCAAGCAGCGCUCGCUUCUCCGGUGGGUUAUAUAAACGGAGGAAGGCUUCCGUGGGGCAAUUCGGAUCAGGAGCUAAACAGGCGAUCGGCACCGAAGUCUCUAAAAGGUCAUUCUAGGUUGGAAGGAAUUCUUGUGCAUAUUAAGGAAGGUGAUCUCAGAUAACUGCGUUUGCUUAUUGUAUCUUGUCCAUUGUGUUGAUGCUUCUCAAGUUGAAUUACAUGUAAAGCUCAAAUGCCGGCAUUCAGAAUUAAAAGCAAAUCAAACACAGAAUAUUUAAGAUUGCAUGAUCUUCAUACAUGUCGCAAAUCAGCUAAAACAUCAAAAAGCUCACAAACUCAGGUCAAGACGUUUCAACUAGAGACAGAACUGGAUACAUUUUUCCAAACCCAACAAAAUGCUUCUUCUAAUAAAGAAGUAUCUGUAUGCAACUCAACACUUGCUGGAUUUGAUGGACCCUACACUCAGUUGCUGAACGCAUCCCCAUUUUCACUUGAUCCAGUAUCAAUCAGAAGAUCGGAUAUACUAUCAGAAACAAAUCCAUCUAACCUUGAAACAAUCUUCUCUCCUGAUCUUGAGCACCGUGCAUCUCCCCUGAAGUCGGCAAAUUACAUUGAUGAAGCAAAAUAUGAAGGCACCAGAUUGCCUCAUCUAGUUGCAGAUGGUGCUGACAAUGCUACCUGUAUCUCAAGUGAAUAUCAAACUUGUGGCUUAUCAGAAUUCUACAUUUCUGAUAGCAUCCAUGAAGGCACCAAAUUGCCUCAUCUGGUUGCAGAUGAAACUGAUGAUACUACCUGUGUCUCAAGUGAAUAUCAGACUUGUGGUUUAUCGGAUUUCAUAUCUGAUUGCAUUCAUGAAGGCACCAAAUUGCCUCAUCUGGUUGCAGAUGUAAUUGAUGAUGCUACCUGUGUCUCAAGCGAAUAUCAAACUUGCAGUUUAUCAGAUUUCUACAUUUCUGAUAGCAUUUCUGCUUUUCCCUUUGACAAUAGUGUUGAAGUUACUGAUGUUAUAACUGCCAUUUGCCCUAUUAAUGAAUAUAUGAACUCUGACAUAAUGAUUGACAUGGGGGAGGGAUAUAUGAUUCUUCCUUUCCUUGAGAGGACAGUGGAAACUGGAGAUGAUGAUGACUCAGUUCAGGAGACCAUGAUGAACUUCAACGAAGCUUCUUUGUAUUUGGCAGUUCAUCCUGAAAAUGAAAAUAAAUGCAACUUUGGCAAUUUGGAAGAGAUAGAAUGCUUUGAUCAACUGUUGGUUUUUAAUCGAUUACCUGAUUUACCUCAGGCAGUUUCAUCCAUUUUAUUACCGCAGAAAGCACAAGAAAGGAUGCCUGUAACCCUUGUACUUGAUUUAGAUGAAACUCUUGUCCAUUCUACCAUGGAACAAUGUGAUGAUGCUGAUUUCACCUUUCCAGUUUUCUUUAACAUGAAACAUCACACAGUAUAUGUAAGACAGAGACCUUUUCUGCAGAUGUUUCUUGACAGCGUAGCUCAGAUGUUUGAAAUUGUUAUAUUCACUGCCGCUCAAAGCAUAUAUGCUGGAGAGCUUCUGGACAUAUUGGAUCCAGACAGAAAGAUAAUCUCAAAGCGUAUAUAUCGUGAAUCAUGCAUCUUCUCUGACGGUACUUAUACCAAGGACCUAACCAUUUUGGGAGUUGACCUGGCAAAAGUUGUCAUAAUUGACAAUACUCCACAGGUUUUUCGCUUGCAAGUCAACAACGGGAUACCGAUCGAGAGUUGGUUCGGGGAUCCUUUGGACCAUGCUUUAGUCCAGUUACUUCCCUUUCUUGAGACCUUGGUCUACGUAGAGGAUGUUCGUCCAAUUAUUGCUAAGAAAUUCAGCAAUAAUGAGUAGCAGCAUUCUUUCCAUGGGAGAUUUUGCCUUGAUGACUUCACCUUGCAGACUCUCCUGUAGGCAUGCACCUUUCCACUCUCAAACUAUAGAAAUAACAUUUACAUGUACAAUAUGUGUGUCGGAUUUAGAUUUAGUUUAUUGGAGCUGGCUAUGUAAUUUGGAGAAAUGGUUACUAAUCACUGUACCUGUGUUUGACGCUCAAGCCAACAGCUUUGAUAUGUUUGUUUCUCCCUCUUUCGACUUUGUACAGGAAUGUCAUGAUGGAAAUAAAAUGGUGUUGUUCUCCC
Musa acuminata AAA Group (dessert banana) is the source of this 2761-nucleotide messenger RNA. RefSeq lists its product as uncharacterized. NCBI's taxonomy places the organism in Eukaryota, Viridiplantae, Streptophyta, Magnoliopsida, Zingiberales, Musaceae. Gene Ontology annotation, molecular function: phosphoprotein phosphatase activity. The transcript is spliced from 10 exons. The record is from RefSeq and is a predicted model, not a curated record. The coding region runs from base 858 to 2474 and encodes 538 amino acids.